CAUCGUCAGCGUGUUGUAAACAAGGAAGAGAAUUAAAGCACCGAGCGAGGAGACGAUUGUUCUGUGUUGAUUAAAAGCUAGUUCAACUCAAUUCAAGCAUUAUAGUUUUUACGCGUUUACUGUAGAUUACUUCAACAAAAUAAUUAACAAAAAAAUAAGUUAUAUUGAAAACGUCUCAUAGUCAUAAACACUUUAAUACCGAAUCGUUGCCAGAAUGGUCCCUAAUCACAGACUGAUUCUUCAGCGGCACAGGCGUGAUCUAGUCACGGCAUUAAAUCCUGCUGACAUCUGCGAUGGGCUUUUGUCAAAGGGGGUCUUCACCCAGGACAUGAUCGAUGAAAUACAGAGCAAGGAAACCAAACGAGACCAAGCCAGGCAACUGGUGACAGACUUGGAGACGAGAGGGAGUCAGGCUUUCCCAGCCUUCCUGGAGUGCCUGCGUGAGACUGGCCAUCAUGAUCUCGUAGAGCUCCUUCAGAGUGGAGAUAGUGCUCAUCGGCCUCCUCCCAUCCCAGUACAGCCUUCACUGAUCCCUCUGCCUGUCCAAAAUCCAAAAUGUACUAAAAAGCCAGACAGACCUGAUCUCACUCCUCCAGUAGCAGUCGUACCAUUGAGACCAGUAAGCCUGCCUGUGGUCAAGCCUCCUAGCCCACCUUCUGAAGCACAAAGGGUGAGACAUGACAGGCUGAGACGUGACAGUAUACAGUGCUACAAAAUGGAUGCCAGUCCGUGUGGGAUCUGCCUGAUUAUAAACAAUGUCGAUUUUGAACCAGCCUCUGAACUAAAAGAUCGAAAGGGGUCCAACAUUGACUGUGACAAGAUGGAGAAUAGAUUUAAAGCUCUCAACUUUGAGGUUAUUGUGAAAAGGAACUUGAAACACAUACAUAUAAAACAUGCAAUGUCAUCUUUAGCAAAGAGAGAUCAUUCUGCGUAUGACUGCUGUGUGGUGAUCAUCCUUUCACAUGGUACUGAGGCAAACCACAAUCGUUUCCCUGGAGCAGUUCAUGGUGUUGAUGGACAAGUUGUCCCAGUUCAGUUAAUCACAAACUACCUCAAUGGCCAGAACUGUCCUUCUCUGCAGGGCAAGCCCAAGCUGUUCUUCAUCCAGGCCUGUGGCGGAGGUGAGAAGGACACAGGUUUUGAGGUUUCUCCAGAUGAGGUGGAACCCUCUUUGGGUGGGAUAGAUGACCAGAUGGACGCCAUUCCCAUGUCCUCCAGCAGUGACUCUCUCAGCACAUCUGAUGAACUUGAUGCUCGGGCCACUUUGCCCACACCCAGCGACAUCCUGGUGUCCUACUCAACCUUUCCAGGCUAUGUCUCUUGGAGGGACACGGAGGCCGGCUCCUGGUAUGUGGAGAAUCUUGAUCGUGUGCUUAAGGAGAAUGUUGCCACAGAUGAUCUAGUGACCAUGCUGAUGAUGGUAAAUGCUGCUGUCUCCCAAAUAUCUGCCAAAGGCCUGUAUAAACAAAUGCCCGGAUCUUUCAACUUCCUCCGAAAACAUCUCUACUUUCAGUCUUUGUAAUCAUGAUGGCUUGAAGAUCUGCAGUAUGUUUCUGAAUGCUGUGUUCCAUUAGAAAACUAUGUACACUAUUCCCUUGGAAUAUGAUGAACUUGUGAUGUGUCAUAAAAACAUAUUUGUUGUUUUUUUUUUUACAUCAUAAACUGAACCAUGUGAUCAGAA
This is a messenger RNA of Ctenopharyngodon idella (grass carp), 1681 nucleotides long. RefSeq names its product caspase 9, apoptosis-related cysteine peptidase (gene casp9). Gene Ontology annotation, biological process: intrinsic apoptotic signaling pathway in response to DNA damage; proteolysis; apoptotic process. The transcript is spliced from 10 exons. Gene Ontology annotation, cellular component: cytoplasm. The record is from RefSeq and is a predicted model, not a curated record. The coding region runs from base 215 to 1522 and encodes 435 amino acids. NCBI's taxonomy places the organism in Eukaryota, Metazoa, Chordata, Actinopteri, Cypriniformes, Xenocyprididae.